Lontra canadensis (Northern American river otter) is the source of this 451-nucleotide messenger RNA. It is a transcript of the gene BANF2, whose product is annotated as BANF family member 2. The record is from RefSeq and is a predicted model, not a curated record. NCBI's taxonomy places the organism in Eukaryota, Metazoa, Chordata, Mammalia, Carnivora, Mustelidae. The coding region runs from base 102 to 374 and encodes 90 amino acids. Gene Ontology annotation, molecular function: DNA binding. The transcript has 3 exons.
CAGGAGAUAAGCUUACCCUCCUAGAACUGGCCUGCACUUCCAGGGCCGCGGCAACUGAGACAAGUUGACCUGCGGCGCUGAUCUGCCCGGCCCACUUGAAGAUGGAUCACAUGUCUCCCAGGCUGAGAGCCUUCCUCUCUGAACCCAUUGGAGAAAAGGAUGUUGCCUGGGUGGACGGGAUCAGCCGUGAGCUUGCAAUCAAUUUGGUCACCAAAGGUUUCAACAAGGCCUACAUCCUCUUGGGACAGUUCCUUCUGAUGCAUAAGAACGAAGCAGAGUUCCAGAAGUGGCUUAUCUGUUGCUGCGGUGCAACCGAGUGUGAGGCCCAGGAGAGUUCUCACUGUCUGAAGGAGUGGUGCUCCUGCUUCCUCUAGACACAUACCUCCUUGCUCUGAUGCCUGGGUAAAUGGCGCACUCUGUACUGGCACCCAGGCUUGGGGUCAUUAUUUUU